AUGGUCCACGCCGACGCAUCCAACUUCGCCAACGGCGUCACCAAGGAGGAGGCCUACGAGCAGGUCCUCCUCCAGGCGGAAGGUCUGUUCUACGAGCAAAGAAACUGGGUACGUCUGGUACGUCAAGCUGCCCAAAAUCUCACCAUACUCAGUAACAUCUUAACUCACCUAACCAAACACAGCAACCUCUCCAACACGGCCUCCCUCCUCUGGCACGCCUACCACUCCCUCCCGGCGCCCUCCACCUCCGUCAACUGGGUCGGCUUCUACGUCCUCGACCCCAAGGCGCCCGCCUCCAAGCCCGCGCUCAUCCUCGGGCCCUUCCAGGGCAAGGUGGCCUGCCAGACGAUUCCCUUCGGCCGCGGCGUCUGCGGCGCCGCCGCCGCGACCCUGCAGACGCAGCUCGUGCCCGACGUCGACGCGUUCCCGGGCCACAUCGCCUGCGACGGGGAUAGCAAGAGCGAGAUCGUCGUGCCCGUCGUCGUGGACGGGAAGUUGGUCGCCAUCAUCGACGUGGACUGCGCGCUGGCGGACGGCUUCGACGAGGUGGACCGCGUCUGGCUGGAGAAGCUGGCUGCGCUGCUGGCGGCGAGCAGUGACUGGUGA
This is a messenger RNA of Colletotrichum aenigma, 606 nucleotides long. It is a transcript of the gene YKL069W, whose product is annotated as Free methionine-R-sulfoxide reductase. The coding region runs from base 1 to 606 and encodes 201 amino acids. Gene Ontology annotation, cellular component: cytosol. Lineage: Eukaryota; Fungi; Ascomycota; Sordariomycetes; Glomerellales; Glomerellaceae. The record is from RefSeq and is a predicted model, not a curated record. Gene Ontology annotation, molecular function: L-methionine (R)-S-oxide reductase activity; protein binding. The transcript is spliced from 3 exons.